AUGUUAAGAGAGGAUUUAACAAUAUUUCCUAAUACUCCAUAAAUAUAAAGUCUUUUUAAUCCUACUCCAAUUAACCCUAUGACUGCUUUUGUUGCAAGAUCCUGUUAUAAGUAUAAUUAACUACAGAGAAACAAAUAAUAAAGAAUCGUUAUAUAACAUAUACCUUCUAAACAUAGACCAAAUGAAUAGAGACAGAUAUCUUUACCAAGAGCAUUGUAAGCCAUAAAGAAAUAACAAUUAGAAUGUAUUUAAUUAUAACUUAAUAUAUAGCUUUAAGAAGAUAAUCUCAUUAAAAGGAUGGGACUGUAAGUUUAGUUUUUUCAGAUGUAAAACAGGAGGAGUUGAUCUUAUAGAAGAUUGAUAAAUUCUAAUAUUUGUAGCAUAAACUAUAAACAAGUAAUGAUGAUUUAGUCGAUGAAAAAAAGUCAAACAUGAAUGAAUUAAAGAAGUCAACUUCUAAAAUAAAAAAUGUGAUUGAAAACGAUAAAACAAGAACUAUAUUAUAAAAUAUAUUAGGAGGAAUGUAAUAGAAAAUUGAUGAAGUUGCACAUGAGAAUCACAUGAGAAUAAUGGGAAUGCAAAUCAAGUCAUUCAAAUUACAAGAAUAAUAAUCUAUUAGAAGUAAAGCUAUGUCUCAAGAGAAAGAGAGAGAGACCUCAAAAUCAUAUGCUGAAAAAAGAGAUUUGUAUAGUCGUUCAGUUUAGAAGAGAAGACAUUAAUCACCUUCAAAUAAAAUGAAAAAUAUUUCAUAAUAAAGUAUGAAGACAAAUCAAAAUUUCAGAUUUUCACUAACAGAUUACUCAUCAUUAAGUAGAGAAUAGUUAUUUUAAAUGAAAUUACUAAGUUACCACUAUUUGAUUUUUAUUGUGUCUACACAAAGUAAUUUUUAUGUUUAACCAUCUGAAAAUGUGACUGAGUUAAAAUUCAAAGUUGGAAAAGGAAACAAUAGUUUAUUAAUAAAAGAGCUAUUUAAAUCUAGAUGGUGGUGGAAUUUAAAUCAAGAAGCCGAUAAUAGGGAAUUAAAUUUUAUUUGGACAUAAAUUAAGGUUCCGUAAUUUAUGAAUCUAUAAGAAUGGAGCAAAGAUCCAUUUAUUACAAGAUAAAAGUCAUUGUCUUAAACAUCUACUGAUUUAAGAAAAACAAGAAGACAACAGCAAUCUCCUAAAAAUAAUAAACAAAGUUAUAAAUUUGGAAAAUUUGAUGAUCCAUUGUAGAAAUUAAUUAUAGAAUAAGAUGUGAAUGAACUAAAAUCUUUAGAAAAGUCUAUUUAAAGUUUUAUUAAAUAUGCUGAAAAGAAGGACUUAAAACUAAUUGAGAAUGUUAAUAAAGUAAUAAAGUAUCCAAUUAUUUAGAUUCACAAUCAUAUCGAGAGAAAUUACCAUCUAGGUAAUAAGAAAGCCAUGUUCCAUAAUAUGAAGAAAUAUUAUGAAUUAACAAAGCAAGAGCUAUUUCUACAUUUACCUAUCACAUUCCAUGUUUCUGGACUCAAAGACAAAUCAUAUUAAUAGUUUAUGGAAUAUUAUAAAUAGAAGUAUUUUAGAAAUAUUUAAAAGGAAGGGAAACAAUAUCUGGAUUGUAAAGCCAGGAGAAUUUACCAACAGAGGAAAUGGAAUCAUUGUUUGUUAAUCCUUAGCUGAAAUUCACAAAAUUGUCAGCAAAAGGCAAGUGCAUCCCAAUGGCAAACCAUUUACAUAUUUGAUACAAAAAUACAUUGAAAAACCGUUCUUAUACAAUAAAAGAAAAUUUGACAUCAGAUGUUACUUUUUGAUAACUCAAUUAAAUAACAUUAUAAGAGCCUAUUGGUAUGAAGAAGGUUACAUCAGAACUUCAAGUGAAGAAUUUGAUAUUAAAGAUGUUAGUAAUUAGUAUGUGCAUUUAACUAAUGAUGCUAUUUAAAAAUAUAGUGAAGCUUAUGGAAAAUAUGAAAAUGGGAACAAGUUGUCUUUUGCAGAAUUCUAAAGAUAUCUAGAUAAAUGGCAUAGCAAUGAGCAUUUGAAUUUCUAUAAGGAUUUAUAUCCCUAAUUGAAAAUGAUUACUUUGAAUGCUAUCAAAUCUGUAUACCAUAAGAUUGAGCCAUACAAAAGAAACUACAACUUUGAAAUUUUUGGAUUAGACUUUAUGAUAGAUGAGAAAUUCUAACCAUACUUAAUUGAAAUCAACACCAAUCCAUGUUUAGAAUUAAGUUCUCCUCUAUUAGGCAGAAUUAUACCUGCCAUGGUAGAGAAUGCCUUCAGGUAAUACAUGUAUAUUAUUAUGUAGAUUAUCUAUCGAUACCUUAAUUCCACCUCCAGAAUAGUCUACUUGGCCACCAAACAAAAAACAUCUAUUGUUUUAUGAUAAUAUGUUAGAGAAUAACAGAUUCUAAUUGAUUUUUGAUGAAAGAGAGGAUGCCCAUGAAUUAAAAAUGUUGUAUAGCAAUUAAUCAAAUGAUGAUCAAAUAGAUGAAAUGGAUGAAGAAGAAGAAGAAUAUCAGUCUGAUGAUGAUUGA
Paramecium octaurelia is the source of this 2488-nucleotide messenger RNA. The record is from the annotation of a GenBank genome assembly. Lineage: Eukaryota; Ciliophora; Oligohymenophorea; Peniculida; Parameciidae.